This is a messenger RNA of Wasmannia auropunctata (little fire ant), 1783 nucleotides long. RefSeq names its product tectonic-3-like. Bases 50 to 1783 code for a protein of 577 amino acids. The record is from RefSeq and is a predicted model, not a curated record. Gene Ontology annotation, biological process: cilium assembly. The transcript is spliced from 4 exons. NCBI's taxonomy places the organism in Eukaryota, Metazoa, Arthropoda, Insecta, Hymenoptera, Formicidae. Gene Ontology annotation, cellular component: ciliary transition zone.
AGUUUUUGUUUAGGUAUUACAUAAUGAAGAUCUGUGGAAAACAAUACAAAUGAAAAAUUACAAAUGGAAAACAAAACAUAGCAAAAUAUUAUCCAAAUACAAUUUGUCAAAAUACUAUCAAUAUGGAGAUGUAUUGUGGAAAUUACAUGAUAAAUCUGUUGAAACAAUAGAGUUCCUACAAUCUGGAUUUAGUGGGAUAUGUACGUUUAAGAAGAUUUUAAGAUAUUUGCAAAAUUGGAAAGGCGCAUGCAUACAAAAUAAAUUAACAAAUAUUAAUCCAUAUUUAUUUACUGUGAUAUUUAGUAAUUUCACAGUCAUUAAAUCUCCGCCAUUAUUCAAUGCUACGUUUAUUACAAAUCAGAUAUGUCAAAGCAAUAUUUGCUUGCCAGUAAGAACUUAUUACUGUUUGAAAUCAUUUUCUGCAUGCAGUAAAACCAAUAUAUCAGGAUUUUGUAUGAAUUCUACGUGUAUCAACAUCGUAAAGGGUUUGAAAUAUGUAAUUGGUCACAAUGGUUCUACUGGUAUUAAUAACAUUGACGUAUAUUUUAAUAUAGGAAAUGUUUCUCAUGCCUUUUAUCAAUAUUUUGAAAUCGAAUACAAUUGGAUAGACUCAAAUAAUACAAAAAUGUUCACUGGUAAUGGAAAUCCUGGGUACAUGAGAGGUAAACCGAUCAUUAUUGGCGUUUUUCAUACUAAUAAAAGCGAUGAUAUUUUCUUCAAUAAAACCAAUGGAUUUUUUACAUUGCCUUUGGCUGGCAAAAAUGGAGAGUGUGAUCAAAUUAAUAGACAUACCGUCUUAUUUGGCGAAAACACUAAACUAACAUGUUCUGUCAAAUUGUUUAUCAAGAAUUUCACUGCGUCGUCUUGUACAGAACUACAAAAUCUGACUAUGCGUUUUUUAAUAAAGGACUUCUUAAAUAUAAGCCAAUAUAAUAAUAUUUAUAUCUCAAAACAGGGUAAUUUUUCCAGUAAAAAUAUUAUUGAUUGGUUGCAUGUCGUGUUUGAUAGAAUACCACAAAAUAUUAUGACUGCACAUACAAUUGGAAAACGUAUUUUUUGUUCAGGAUUAGUUACAUCUAUGCAUUUGAAUGUUCUUUAUUCUAUGUUACCAAAACCCAAAACUAUAACAAAUUAUAAAAUAUCUGGUGUUGGAAUUACAUUCAGCAAGGAAGAGGAUAUUAGCUGGCCGAAGUGUACAUUAAAAAAUUGUACAGAUGUCCUCUAUAUCAAUAUUAUUUCCUAUGUUAAUUUUUAUGAUGUUUCAAAGCCAUCUAAAUACUAUUUUGCUGGCGGACCUAAUUUAGAUAUUACAUUGCCCUACGAUUUCUUUUAUCCUUUCUUGAAUGGUUCAAAAAUUAUAGAAAUACCAAAUAUAUUGAUUAUUUUAAUUAUAUAUGUUUUAUGGAGUAUUUAUAUAAAAUUCCUGCUUGGGUACCCGGGUACCCCAGUUAUUGAAAUUAAGUGCAAUUUUUGGUUAGAGAGAAGGGUUAAACUAUGGCGGAAAAUAGAUCUUAAAAAUGGAUGUGAUACUUAUGCAGAAUCAUUUCACACGGUAAAAUUAAAUCUUACAAAAGCAUUAGAGUAUCAUGAAAAAUUAGAAAAAUUGCAAAAAGCAUUUGAAACUGCGAAGCAAUUGCUUCAACAAUAUUUUGAUGAUUUAGGAAAACGAAAUGUGUCUCAAGAUGAUCCUGAUAAUCCAAUAGAUGUCCUAAAUAUUGAAACUGAUAAAGCAAUGCAAGAUUUUAAGGAUCUUGGAAACAAACAAGAAAUUGAUAUAUCCUAA